GGCCACGAAGAAAAACGAGGAAAAACAGGCAGCACAACGUCACUUCCGCUUGUCCCCAAAAUGGCGUCCCCCAUGGCUGGAGACGGCGUGAGUGAGAAACAAAGUGGGAAAAAGUCCAAAAAGACUAAAACAGAAGUAGAUGAAUCAGAACUCCUGACUGUUCCUGAUGGAUGGAAAGAGCCAAUGUUCACCAGAGAGGACAACCCGCGUGGUCUCCUGGAGGAGAGUAGCUUCGCCACACUCUUCCCCAAAUACAGAGAAGCUUACCUGAAAGAGUGCUGGCCUCUUGUCGAGAAAGCUUUAGGAGAUACUCACAUUAAAUCCUCUCUGGACCUGAUAGAAGGCAGCAUGACAGUUUGUACUAUGAAAAAAACCUUUGACCCUUACGCCAUCUUGAGAGCCAGAGAUCUCAUCAAGCUGCUGGCCAGGAGUGUCCCGUUUGAACAGGCUGUGCGGAUAUUACAAGAUGACGUGGCGUGUGACAUAAUCAAAAUCGGGACACUGGUGAGGAAUAGAGAGCGGUUUGUGAAGCGAAGGCAGCGUCUGAUUGGCCCCAAGGGUUCCACUCUAAAAGCAUUAGAGUUGUUAACCAACUGCUAUGUGAUGGUGCAAGGUAACACGGUGUCAGCAUUGGGGCCUUUUGGUGGCCUGAAGGAGGUACGCAAAGUGGUGAUGGACACGAUGAAGAACAUCCACCCUAUCUACAACAUCAAGACACUAAUGAUCAAACGGGAGCUGUCCAAAGACCCGGACCUGCGUACGCAGAGCUGGGAACGUUUCCUGCCCAAGUUCCGACACAAAAACCUGGCCAAGCGCAAGGAGCCCAAGAAGAAGACGGUGAAGAAGGAGUACACGCCGUUCCCUCCAGCUCAGCCAGAGAGUCAGACUGACAAAGAGCUGGCUACAGGAGAGUUCUUCCUGCGUGAAAGUGUGAAAAGAAGGAAGAAGAUGGAGGAGAUCAAGGUCAAACAAGCAGAGGCAUUGACUAAGAAGCAGGAGCAACGUAACAAAGCUUUCAUCCCUCCGAAAGAGAAGCCUUUAAUGAAGAAGACCGUAAAAGCUCCCACAGAAAACAAGCUGGACAUCGAAGCCAUCAAGGCAAAGGUACAAAAAGCCAAAACCAAGAAACUGGGAGCUCCACCAGUGAACCCGUCUCCUCCAGCCAGCAGCACAGACAAGAAGAAGAAGAACAAAAGCAAGGGUUAACCUCGCUGCUGUUUGCUAGACAGAGUAAGGACUCGGUAAAGACGUCAUGUCAGACAUGUUUGGAUGUGCUUGCCUCAAAAAAAGUUCAAAUACAAACUGACAAUUGUUUUUUUUUUUUUAUCAAACUACAUUUCUGCUUUGAGGAAUUGUUUAUUCUUGUAUAUUUCUUUCUGUGGAGACCAGGUGUGUUAAAGAGCAAAAGAUUUCCCUCUUGUUGUCGUCAUUGUUGUCCAGAUUAUGUACGGUCAGUAUUUAUAUAUUGAAUAGUGUAUAUUUUUCUCUCUAAUAAUGAUUGAUGUGUGUUCAGGAGGCAAUGUGUAGUUUUUGUAAUCUGCUGUUUUAUAUUAAAAAUAUCAGGGUUCCCACACGUCCUUGAAGUGCGUGAAAGUUUGUUAACAAUGAGUGAGUAACGUUAAGCAAGAGAAAGCAAAUACUGCGUGAUGCCUGGGAAAUGCAAAUUCCAAGAUCUCUGGCUCACCAAACAAAAUUUCCAAGAUCCCAAGAACAAUCAUUUGGCCAGAUGCCGAGUGGAUAAAAAAUAAAAGUGGAUGCCAUGGGCAAAGCGGCUCUUACAAGUUGCCCUCCCAUCUUUAGCUGUGUCAGCACAUUCAGUCCGUGAAUCCUGGAUAGUCCUUGACAAAGUCCUUGAAUUUGAUGUCAACCAAGGUGUGGGAACCCUGAUAUAUGAUUUGGGACAACAAAAAAUGUCAAUCGCUAAAAACCUAACAUCAUCAUCGGUGGGGUUCUACUCAUAGCAGAAGACAUCAGGGUAGAAGUAAUGGACUGCAUAUGCAGCGAUGAAGGUGAGGAUGAGGGCAACAGGCCGAACAACAAGAAUAGACAUAAAGUUGGAGUCAGGCGCAGCCAGAGCAGGAUCCCAGUCUGGACUCCAGUUGUAGCCUGGAAACACAGAUGAUGGAGGCAGUGGUUUUCAGAGGAGUUAAUACUGUUUCGUCUGUGAUAUAUAGAAAUAAAACUUUUUAAAGAUGGAAAUUGCCCUCAUUGCCCCACAUCUAUCAUGACCAAAUGUGUGGUUAAUGUACAGCCAUAUCUGUAACGCCUUAUAUCAUUUUUAAUUGGUAAACUAAUUAUUUCUGAGACAUUUGGUAAAUUACAACUUCCCUUUUAAGCAUGUAAAUUUUUUAAGCAUAUACACAUAAAUCUUAUCUAAAGGUUUGGGUAAAUGCAGCAAAUUUGUUUGGGGAGAAUUUCUCCCACAACCCAUCUAUGGAUCCUGACCCAGUGUUUCUGAUACAUACAGUAAAUGUUAUUAUUGUAUUGUCACUUACUUUUCGGCGAAUCUUGCUCUUUGUUACCUGCGGAGACAUUAAAAGUGGCAUUUCAUGGUU
Molecule: messenger RNA, 2555 nt
Organism: Solea solea (common sole)
Lineage: Eukaryota; Metazoa; Chordata; Actinopteri; Pleuronectiformes; Soleidae
Gene: krr1
Product: KRR1 small subunit processome component homolog
Exons: 10
Coding region: 61-1206 (381 amino acids)
Cellular component (GO): nucleolus; small-subunit processome
Molecular function (GO): RNA binding
Source: RefSeq, a predicted model, not a curated record